This is a messenger RNA of Brenthis ino (lesser marbled fritillary), 900 nucleotides long. NCBI's taxonomy places the organism in Eukaryota, Metazoa, Arthropoda, Insecta, Lepidoptera, Nymphalidae. The record is from the annotation of a GenBank genome assembly.
AUGCUCGCCAGGAAUCUGGACCCCGUUAACGAGAAUACAACUGCUGCUGUUGCUGUUCCCUGCUACCGACACCGGCCGCCUUGCUGCUCCAAAGACAUCAGGGUGGAGGUGCACCGUACGCGUGGAAGAAAAGAUAAAGCAUCAUUCGAUAUGGUGCUCGUCAUACUCGAUCUCUUCGGGAGGGAAAGAAGGUGUACGAUCUGCGAUUGGUAUGCCGGCAUAACCGUUAUGCCACCACGCUCACGUGGAUUUAUAGGGCAGUUCCGGAUACGCGAUGGAACUCGACGAGCGUCAUCUCGAACGGUUGAGCGCUCGUCGAAUCACCCGCUAAAAAUAAUUAAAUUAGACUCAGAUUGCCCCUCAGUCCCCAUAGAGAGGAAGACUGUGGACUGGAAGAAGUUCGCAGAGCUCCUAAAGUCGCAAGAUUCUCCUCUUAUGAACUCCAUAUCUAACAUAAUCGACUCUACUGAGCUAGCAAGAGCGGUGGCUAACUCAUUUGCAGAUUACAUAAACGAUACAACAGACUGUGCUCGAGAAACAGUGCCUCCGGAUGACGGACGAGACAGAAACCGUAGCACUCUCAACGAUCUCAAGAGGCAGGUAAGAGCUCGGUUCGACGAGCUCAAAGGUCACGUUGGAAAGACUUCUCGAGGGCCAUCUCGGGGUCAGCUUGAGCCAUCGUCUCAGGCAUACUUCAGUAUGCCUGAGACGAUGAUCUCUCUCGGGAUCAAUGGCUCAAGCUGUCGAGCCUUUCGAAAGGACACUGUUGCCACCAUGCCCUCGCUACUUAGGUCAGACAGCACAAUAGCGUCCGAUGAGUCUGAAAAAGCUGAGUGCCUCCCAGAUAGUUUGGAAUUGCAAUUCGCCCAGCAACCAACCGUGUUACUCGGGUCACGUCUC